Messenger RNA from Melanotaenia boesemani (Boeseman's rainbowfish), 3692 nucleotides. It is a transcript of the gene chsy1, whose product is annotated as chondroitin sulfate synthase 1. Lineage: Eukaryota; Metazoa; Chordata; Actinopteri; Atheriniformes; Melanotaeniidae. Bases 454 to 2853 code for a protein of 799 amino acids. Gene Ontology annotation, cellular component: Golgi cisterna membrane. The transcript has 3 exons. Gene Ontology annotation, molecular function: glucuronosyl-N-acetylgalactosaminyl-proteoglycan 4-beta-N-acetylgalactosaminyltransferase activity. The record is from RefSeq and is a predicted model, not a curated record.
CAUUAGGUCAAAAUAACGUUAAACCGUUCAACAUCAACGGUUGCGAUCAUUAGACGUUCUUGUCGCCGCGAGAGAAUGGCGACACGGGAUCCGCAGCUGAAAACUAACAUGAAACGAGCUCCGUUACUCGGUCGGCGUUAGUUUUCCCGGAGCUCGGUGUUGGCGGCGGGUCGAUGAUCCGAGGAAGCCGCGACAGAGGACGGUUCAGGUGGCGAUUUCAAGGAGACUGCUGCGAUGCUACGUAGGCAUCUGGAAGAAGAAAAGGGCUUUUCUAGUAAGAGGCAAAGUGUGUGAGCCCCCCCUUUUUUAAUUUAAAAAUUUAUUUGUCUUUAUUAAGACAUGGGAACUUAUACAACCCCAAUUAGUUUUGUUUAAAUGAUUUUUUCUUGAUUAAAUCGGUCCACGUACGCUGUUUUGGACAGUCUAAACGAGUAGCUGGUGAAGUUUUGGGGAAUGGCAGGUCGAAGUCGAAGAGCAUGGUUUAGUGUUCUCCUGGGGCUGGUUGUCGGGUUCACUCUGGCUUCCAGACUGAUUUUACCAAAAGCCACCGAGCUGAAGAAAGCGGGACAAAAGCGGAAAGCAAACCCUGCCGUCUGUGGGUUGAACGGGGGGCUCAGACAGGAGUACGGCGGAGUUCUGUGGGCAUCGCAGGACAACGGUUCACCGGCGACCGAGAAGCCUGGCUCCAGGUCCAACAGCUUCCUUUUCGUCGGUGUCAUGACCGCCCAGAAGUACCUGAACAACCGAGCCGUGGCAGCACACAGGACGUGGGCACAGACCAUUCCAGGUCGUGUGGAAUUCUUCUCCAGUGAGGGCUCCGACACCUCCAUCCCAAUCCCCAUCGUGGCUCUGAGGAAUGUGGAUGAUUCAUACCCGCCCCAGAAGAAGUCAUUUAUGAUGCUCAAGUACAUGCACGACCAUUACCUGGACAAGUACGAGUGGUUCAUGAGGGCAGACGACGAUGUGUACAUAAAGAGUGAGAAGCUGGAGAGCUUCCUGAGGAGCCUCAACAGCAGUGAGGCCAUCUUCCUCGGCCAAACGGGAAUGGGGGCCCGGGAUGAGCUUGGGAAACUGGCUCUGGAGCCUGGAGAAAACUUCUGCAUGGGGGGCCCGGGCGUCAUCAUGAGCCGCGAGGUCCUCAAGAGGAUGGUGCCUCACAUUCGAGAGUGUUUACAGGAGAUGUACACCACCCAUGAGGACGUGGAGGUGGGCCGAUGUGUCAGGAGAUUUGCUGGGGUCCAGUGUGUCUGGUCCUAUGAGAUGCAGCAGCUCUUCUACGAGAACUAUGAACCAAAUAAGAAGGGCUACAUCCGAGAGCUCCACAACAGUAAGAUCCACAGGGCCAUCACGCUGCACCCCAACAAGAACCCCCCCUACCAGUACCGCCUGCACAGCUACAUGCUCAGCCGGAAGAUCGCAGACCUGCGCCACAGAACCAUCCAGCUGCACCGGGAGAUCGUCCAGAUGGGUCGCUAUGGAGCAGCCGAGCCCAGCCGGGAGGACCUCCAGCUCGGCAUGCCCCCUUCCUUUAUGCGCUUCCAUCCUCACCAGAGGGAGGAUGUUCUGGAGUGGGAGUUUCUGACAGGGAAGUACCUGUUCUCCUCAUCCGACAGCCAGCCGCCCCGCCGGGGAAUGGACUCUUCCCAGAGGCAGGCUCUCGAUGACAUCAUCAUGCAGGUGAUGGAGAUGAUUAACGCCAACGCCAAGACUCGAGGCAGGGUCAUCGAUUUCAAAGAAAUCCAGUACGGCUACCGGAGGGUGAACCCAUUAUACGGGGCGGAGUACGUCCUGGAUCUGCUGCUCCUCUACAAGAAGCACAAAGGAAAGACCAUGACAGUUCCGGUGAGGAGACACGCCUACCUCCAGCAGACCUUCAGCCAGAUCCAGUUCAGAGAGGAGGAGGAGAUGGACGCCAGAGCAUUAGCCAGCCACAUCAACAAGGAGUCAGACUCCCUGUCCUUCCUGUCCAACUCCCUCAAGAUGCUGGUCCCCUUCAAACUCUCCAGUUCUGGGCCGGACCAGAGGGAACCGAAGGAGGACAGAGUCAACAUCCUGGUACCGCUGUCAGGGCGCUACGACAUAUUCAUACGCUUCAUGGCGAACUUCGAGCGAGUGUGUUUGAUCCCCAACCUGAACGUUAAGCUGCUGAUCCUGCUUUUCAGCACGGACAAUAACACGGAGCGGGUGAAGCAGGUGGAGCUGAUGAGGGAGUACCACCUCAAGUAUCCUCGCGUUGACAUGGAGAUCAAGUCCGUUGCCGGCUCCUUCUCCAGAGCUCUGGCUCUGGAAAUGGGCUCCCUACACUUCUCCAACGACUCCCUGCUCUUCUACUGUGACGUGGACCUGCUCUUCUCCAGCGACUUCCUCAAACGAUGUCGAACCAAUGCCGCCCUGGGGGAGCAGGCCUACUUCCCCAUCAUCUUCAGCCAGUACGACCCCAAGAUCGUGUUCGCUGGGAAGGUCCUGAGUAACAACCACUACGUCUUCACCUCCAAGACGGGCUUGUGGCGGACCUACGGUUUUGGGAUUGUGUGUGUCUACAAGGGGGACUUGGUCCGGGCCGGAGGCUUCGAUACCUCCAUACAGGGGUGGGGGCUGGAGGACGUUGAUCUGUACAAUAAAUUUGUCCAAUCAGGGAUCAAGUUGUUCAGGAGUACAGACACUGGGAUAGUGCACGUCCACCACCCGGUCAUAUGCGACCCCAACCUGGAGGCCAAGCAGUACAAGAUGUGUCUGGGCUCCAAAGCGUCGUCGUACGGCUCCACCCAGCAGCUGGCCGAGCUCUGGCUGGAGAAGAACGACCACGGCUUCCGGAGGCUGGCCAGCAACAACGGCUCGGUCAGGACAGCAUGACGACACGCCGAGCCCACGGUCGGGAACGCUUCACCCCCUCCUCUCAGCGGGGGCUCCACGCUUUAUUUAUUUUUUACAGAAAUGUCAGAUUUCACUUUGAUCUGUUUGUCUUUUUAAAGAAAAUACACAAAAAUGCCAUAAAUUCGUCAGCCUGGCCUCCUGAAGAACAGCUUCUAAUGGGUUUUCUCCAUAAACCAGCCUGUCAGCAUCCAGUAGAGAGGAGGAGGAGGAGGAGGAAGGACUCAGUUUGGGGCGGGAAACCUUGGACAGAAACCAUCCGAGCUCGGGUGUGAAUGUUUACAGACGGCUGAUCCCGACCGUGAAUGAAACGAGGAAUCAUUUUCUUUCCGGUGUUUUAUUCCUCUUUGCUUUUCUGGGUUUGGUAAAAUGAUGUAACAUCUUUUAAGUGUUUUUUCCUUUUUAUAUUUUCUGUAUUUUCUGUUUCUGUGAACCCAACUGCUGGAUUUGAUAUCUGCCAUUUCUAUUUGCUGUCUAAUUUAUUGACAUUUGCAGGUUUUCUACUCUGGCGUUUGGACAGAUUGUAACCCUGCCAGUAGUUGUGAAAUAGCUUUUUUUUUUCUGGUUCCUUUUUUAAACUCAUCACCAAAGAGUUUUGCACAGAGUCUGUUUUAGGCGUCACGUUGCCUGUGUGUGAAUGUGUGAGUGUUGGUGUGUGUGGCAUGAAGCUGGCCGCUGCUCUGAUUGUCCCAGCCUUUUGGUUGGUGAAGUGGGGACCGGCUCAUUGAAAUGGAAGCAGAUCUCUGAUUGGCCGGUUUCUGGUUUCUGUUUCUUUCUAUAAAUCACUCCUUUGUUGAAAUAAAGUGUUUUGUCUCAUUGGA